AUGAUGACCACCGAACAGAAGGAGGCGCUCGAGGCACAACGGAAGGAGCGGCAUCGGAUACUCAAGGAGCGCGCAGCUUCGAUGCUGCGAAGGGCAUCCGCGGCCUCCGCCAUCGCCGCACUCGAUCUCCCCUCCUCUUCCUUGCCGCUGCACUCCGCCAGUUCUUUGAACUCGCGAGACCAAUCCAUUGACUCGGCUAGUUCCCGGCAGGAUCCUCCAUCCUCCGAUGAGGAUGAAGUUGUGCCUUCGCCUUCAUCGGUGCCUGCUGGUCAAACUCAGGAUCUGCCACUCCCCGAUGGCGGACGUCCUCGCCGCCACGCGACAAGGAUUGCGAAUGCCAUCGUUCUCGAUAAGGACGAUGAUGGCAUGGACAGUGGUGAUUCCGCCGACGAAUAUAGGUCCCCCCGUGAACUAGAGGAGAUCAAACAGGCGAAGCUUGCGGAGUUGCAACAGCGACGCCAACUCCCCGACGAGUACUGCCCGCAACCUCAGCGCAACAGCACUCCACCAGCAGAGAUGGCGGUCAACGAGGGGGGCGGGACCAUGGACGGUGGCUCUGUUGUCAAGCAGUAUCGACGCGGGCCACGGCCUCAAGCGUUCAAGGACGAGGCCCGUGGCAUUCGGCAGGAGUUUGAUCGCAAUGUUGAAGCGCUAGCCGCCAAGUACAACUACCCACUUGCGACUGCGCGUGGCGAGGUGUUGGGGGAACCGAAGAAGGAGCGGAAGAAGAACAACUGGAACCUCUUCCAAAGCUUCUACAGUAACAAGAUCAUGCCAAAGCCGGACAAUGUGAAGAUAACGGAUUGGACGAGGGACACUGUCCGCCCGGAGUACAAGAGCCGCUUGCAAUCACUCCCCUCAGACCAACGCGAGGACCCUGAGGCGCUCGAGGAGCUCUUUGCGGAUAUGUACAAGUGGUUUGAAGGCGCGUUGGAGGGCGCUGUUGUGCAACUGCGUCAGGACGGGAAAUUUGGGAAGAUGGGCAUCAAAGCAGCACGGGAGCUGUCCAAACUGGCUCAGAACAUCUUCGAACGCCUGGGUCUGCACGGCUUUGGCGUCCUUAUUGACGCUGAUGGUCAGGCAAGCUGCCAUUGGGGCGGCUCCCCGCUCUAUCUCGAAUUGCUCAAGAAGUACAAGCCCGCAAUGUUCCUGCAGCUGAAGGAUUAUGAGGCGAUGGUCCGGAUGAUCCUGUUGGAGCGCCAAGGCCUGAGCUCUAACAUUCUUCGCAUUCGGUCCGCUGCCUCCGACGAUGAUGGCGAUGACGGCGAAGAGGAUGAGGAGGCAGACCCGAAAGGCAAAGGCAAGAACCCAGACUCACGUGACUCUGGCCGAGCGCGAUUCUCCAUGUUCAUGCGACAGGAAGUUUCUGAUGUGUUGUUGACCGAUAUGAAGACCGUGAAUUGGACCUGGAAUCUAUCGGAGAUGGCGUAUCGCUACAAGAUCAUUUCCAUGAACUGGCCUGAAGGUUUCGCUCUGCCAAAAACGGGGCACUGGAAGGCAUCUGUUCCUCUUCUUGCCAAAGUCCUCCCUCCGUUGGAAGCGCGUUGGAACACACAACUUUCAGACGCUCGAGAUGAUGAUGAUGCAGACACUUUAAAGCGUAAGGAAGCCCAGGAGGAGAUGGCGAGCAACGCAAUUUAUUGUGAAUUAUGGACAGAGGAGCAGAAGGCCGCCGAUGACGUCACCCUGGGCAAGAUGCCCGUUGUUCUCUCCCUGAAGGGCGAUGUCCUCGCCUUGCUAGGAGAUUCACCCAAGUUCAAGAAGGACAAGGCGGCUCGAGUGGAGGCGGCGAAGCGCGCAGAGGAGAAGCUUUUCAAGAAGCUGCGCGAGGAGACGUUGAAACGUGCGAAGGAGGCGGAGAAAAGAGUGUCCGAUGUUCGCUCCCCGUCCCCUCCGACUCGCGCUCCUGCAGCUCCUGCCCCGCGGCCUCGUGCUCCGACAUCAAACAGCUCCAAUGCUGUGGCAUCUUCCAGUCUCUCCAACUCGGCCCACCUGCCUGUUCCGACUGUGGCUGCCACUGCUUCAUCUUCAUCUUCCGGCGCUUCUCUGCCAAAUGCAGCUAAGGCCCGUUUGGCCAAACUGCUGGGAAACGCAACGAGGGAUAUUGCGGGCCCCGGUGAAUACUUGUGUCGGUUUUGGUUUUCCGAUACCAACCAGGCAUCGGCGACGUUUGUUGCCAGUGCAAUGCGACCACGCAUCCCGGAGGAUGGGCCAGAGGAAGAGGAUAUCCUGCAGCUCGGGAUACAAGUGUAUUUCGAGCCGGGUGGAUGGACCCACAUCGAUGAGGUGGCCAUUCCCGCGGCCCGCCAUCAAGCUCGUUACGCGGACAUCAUUGAAAAGGUGCUCGCGGAGUUUGUGGAGACUGAUUAG
Messenger RNA from Mycena citricolor, 2370 nucleotides. NCBI's taxonomy places the organism in Eukaryota, Fungi, Basidiomycota, Agaricomycetes, Agaricales, Mycenaceae. The record is from the annotation of a GenBank genome assembly.